This is a messenger RNA of Soboliphyme baturini, 965 nucleotides long. The record is from the annotation of a GenBank genome assembly. Lineage: Eukaryota; Metazoa; Nematoda; Enoplea; Dioctophymatida; Soboliphymatidae.
CGCGAUCGACGGACCGAAGAGACAGUGGAAGACGGCGAAGAUCCAUGUUGUAACCCUGAUUCCAGCCGAAGUGAAAGAUCUGACGGCAAGCGACCCAGCUCGCCAAUAUUCACAGCGAGCAAAUCUCCCAGAUUAUGCACCUCGCUCUCUGCCAGAUUGUCGGAUCGUUUUACUGAAAACGCUAAUCGCGUCAAAGAAGAAUGUCAGGACAGGUUCUACGGACUUCCUGCAAAAGUCAGGGACAUUUUCCGCAAGUCGCGAGGCAUCGAUGAGUUGUACGAAUGGCAAGUCGAUUGUCUGAAUCAUUCGGCGGUUCGCGAUGGCAACAACCUCCUCAUUCAUACGCCGACCGGCGGAGGCAAAACACUGCUGGCCGAAAUUCUGAUACUGAAGCAACUUCUGUGUGCCCGCAAGGACGUCAUUUUCGUUCUUCCGUUUGUAUCUAUAGUUCAAGAAAAGGUGAAAGCCCUCGUUCCACUUGGACUAGAAUUGGAAUUCUUAGUCGAGGAAUAUGCGGCUAGCAAAGGUCGUAUUCCACCUAUCAAACGGCGACGAAAGAAGUCCGUGUUCGUAGCCACGAUCGAAAAGGCUCAAAGUCUUAUACAGAGUCUCAUAGAGUCAAAGCGAAUCGAAGAUCUAGGUCUUGCGAUUGUGGACGAAGUUCACAUGAUCGGCGAAGGUGGUAGUCGGGGGUCCACCGUCGAACAGAUGCUCUCCACGUUGUUAUAUGCUGCCCCGCAAUGUCAACUGAUCGGAAUCAGUGCUACGUUGAGCAACAUGACAGAAUUACAAACCUACCUUAAAGCGGAAUUGUUCAACACCUCCUUUCGACCGGUGGAGUUGACGGAGUUCGUGAAACUGGACGACUCCGUUUAUCGAGUAAACAAAACCCCCGAAAGCACUAACGACAUUCUGCAGUUUUAUGCCAAGUCCGGUUCAGCGGUAAGCUGUUUUACAGUUUAGAU